CAGGUUUCCCUCCCCGGAUCCCCAGGAGAUCUCCACAGGACACCUCCGGAGCCGGGCGGCGGAUGGGACGCCGGCGGAGCCAGAGAGCAUGCGCGUCCGCGCCGAGCAUGCUCAGUAGCGCGCGCAGCUCCCCGGAGCUCCGGCGCCGAUCGGCGAGCGACGCGGAGCUCUCCGCUGGAGCCGAGGGAGCGACAGGAAGUGAAGCGGCCCCGCCAGGCGACCUCGGCGGCAGAACCCGAAGCGGCGGAAGAGGCUCUGCGGCGGCGGCGGCGACGACGUCGACCCGGGAGGCCGAGGGAGCUGAGCGCCGAGGGGACACGCCCGCUCGGAAGCCGGACCCCGAGGCGGGCAGGAUGGAUCACCACCAGCUGGGGACUGGCCGCUACCAGGUGCUUCACAAUGAAGAAGAUAACUCAGAAUCGUCUGCUGUGGAGCAGCCGUCAACUUCCAGCUUAGCAGCACCGACUCUGGAGGCUGCCGCUUCAGCACCAGCGCUGGACACUGACUCCUCUCCUCCUCCGUACAGCAGCAUCACUGUGGAAGUUCCUGCCACGUCAGAUACUGACGUGUAUAGUGAGUUUUACCCUGUGCCACCUCCGUACAGUGUUGCUACCUCUCUGCCUACAUAUGAUGAGGCUGAAAAGGCUAAAGCUGCUGCCCUGGCAGCUGCUGCAGCAGAUGCACCUCAGAGAAACCAAGAGGAAGACUGUACGCCACGGGAUGACUUCAGUGAUGUAGAGCAGCUCAGAGUGGGCAACGACGGCAUUUUCAUGCUGGCCUUUUUCAUGGCAUUCAUAUUCAACUGGCUUGGGUUCUGCCUAUCCUUCUGUAUCACCAACACCAUCGCUGGAAGAUACGGUGCUAUCUGCGGGUUUGGCCUUUCACUGAUCAAAUGGAUCCUUAUUGUCAGGUUUUCUGACUAUUUUACUGGCUAUUUCAAUGGACAAUAUUGGCUUUGGUGGAUAUUUCUUGUACUUGGCCUGCUCCUUUUCUUCAGAGGAUUUGUUAAUUACCUAAAAGUCAGAAACAUGUCUGAAAGUAUGGCAGCUGCGCAUAGAACAAGACACUUCUUCCUGCUAUAAAGGUGGCAUCAACCCAUCAUUCCUUUCUUACACCAAUGUGAACCGUCCACAUCAUCUGUAAACCUACAACUUUGCUAAGAUAGAAGAAGACUACUGAGAGCAGAAGGAAAUGUAGUGAAGGGUGGAGCUUCGGAAUUAAAUGACAGGGUGGUUUAUGCUAAAAGCCAUUUCUGUUCAUUCCUUAAUUCUCUGUAUUUCAUUUAUUUUGCACAUUUGCAUAUGUGCUUGUCUUAAAGAUAUGCAUAUACUUGAAAGACUCUAAAGUUGUAGCAGCAAAGUCCAGUCCUGCGCGGUUAAUCAGUGUUGAUACAAUUGGAAGAAUUGGGUAAGAAACAGUCUUCCAGCAUGUGAAUGCUUCUGACAUGACCAUUAGCGUAAUAAAAAUUACAUUAUUAAUCUUGUCAAAUGCUUUAGUUUCUGGCUCUUAGAUUCAUCUAGUAAUUCUACACAUGAAAUAUCCUUUGUUAUAUACGAUGUUUAUUAAAACUUGUGGUGUGGUUAUUAGAAAGAAUUUUUCAGAUUUUUGAAAAUGAUAUGAUUUAGGAAAUCUGUAAAUAACCAUGCAUAUGUUGCUUUUUACAUUGUUUUCUUAAAUUGUGUCUAGAUAUCUUUUCAUUAACUUUAAAUUAAGUAAACUAAAUAAAUAAAAAUAAACUUUGUUAAAGGUGGAGUGGUUUAGGAUGAGCUGUAAGAGAGUGAGUAAUACCAGAUGCCAUUUAAAGAACAAGUUAGGGGUGCACCAGCUUUAGGGGUGUUCAGAUGAGAACCUUAGAUUUUAAGAUUACUCACCUUACAGUUCUUAUAAGAAAAGAUUGCUUUAGAUCUUAUUUAUUUACAUUUAAAACAAUUUAAAGAAUUAAUUUACCAAAUAUAUCCUCAUUUGCAUUUGUCUUUUAAAAAGCCAAUAAAGAUAUCUUUCAGUAUUACUGCAAUCAUUUUUCUUUAAAUGUUUAAUUUGUUAAGCGUAGAAAAUAAAAUCUUGUUCUGUUAAUAGUGAUUCCAAGACUGAUUUGUAAAAACAUGCAGCCUGAAUUGAGAUCCUCAGAAUGCCUGAUUUCGUGUUGUUGACAUGUAUCUCUGGAAUGAAUUUAGGGUGUGGGGUGUGUGUGGUGAGUGUGAGUUACCAUUACUCCAACUGGAAUCUGCUUUUACAUCAAAAGCUACAAUGCUAGCCAUCUUACAGAUAAUUUUCUGGCUUUUGUGGUUUUCAUUUUAUCUUAACUUAUGAAUGCUAACAGUAAAAGAUGAUGGAAAUUACACUACUGCUUACAUAUAAAAAAAACAUUUAACAUAGCCGUAAAGAACAUACAAAAUUGAUUGCAACACUAUGACUAAAAACUGCAUCUAACUCUUCAGGGCUGUUUGUCUCAUAUUAAGGAAAAAUAAAAUUUAUUACUUUAUAA
Messenger RNA from Mus caroli (Ryukyu mouse), 2485 nucleotides. It is a transcript of the gene Ndfip2, whose product is annotated as Nedd4 family interacting protein 2. NCBI's taxonomy places the organism in Eukaryota, Metazoa, Chordata, Mammalia, Rodentia, Muridae. Gene Ontology annotation, molecular function: WW domain binding. Gene Ontology annotation, biological process: ubiquitin-dependent protein catabolic process; vacuolar transport; metal ion transport. The record is from RefSeq and is a predicted model, not a curated record. Gene Ontology annotation, cellular component: endoplasmic reticulum; perinuclear region of cytoplasm; Golgi apparatus.